This is a messenger RNA of Prunus armeniaca (apricot), 423 nucleotides long. The record is from the annotation of a GenBank genome assembly. Lineage: Eukaryota; Viridiplantae; Streptophyta; Magnoliopsida; Rosales; Rosaceae.
AUGAAGGCAAUGUCUUAUAACUUUGGUCAGGUUUUCAACACCACUCUAAAAUUUUUGGGGUUUCUGUGCUUCAUGAAUCUGAUAGCGGUUAAUUCCAACCCUACUGGGCCUCCUAUGAUGCAGCCUAAUUCCGAUUUUGCAGCCAAUGAGCAUUACGGCUUGCCCAAAGACAGAGCUCUGGUUCCACCGCCCGGCCCCAAUCCAUGCAUCCCGAGAGUCGCGGGUAAAAGAUCAUGGCCUGAGUUGGUCGGAGAAAUUGGGGAAGCUGCAGCAGUGAAGAUAGAGAGAGACAACCCAAAUGUUCGAGCAAUCGUUGUGGUGGAAGGCACUCCAAGGCCAGCAAAGGAUCUCAAGUGUGACAAAGUUUGGGUCUGGAUCAAUUCAAACGGCAUCGUGAGAAAGGUCCCUAGUCUACGCAACUGA